This is a messenger RNA of Medicago truncatula (barrel medic), 1314 nucleotides long. Its product is annotated as 30S ribosomal protein S5, chloroplastic. The coding region runs from base 121 to 1032 and encodes 303 amino acids. Gene Ontology annotation, biological process: translation. The transcript is spliced from 2 exons. NCBI's taxonomy places the organism in Eukaryota, Viridiplantae, Streptophyta, Magnoliopsida, Fabales, Fabaceae. Gene Ontology annotation, cellular component: mitochondrial small ribosomal subunit; ribosome. The record is from RefSeq and is a predicted model, not a curated record. Gene Ontology annotation, molecular function: RNA binding; structural constituent of ribosome.
CAAAAACCUUAUCUCUAGUUAGUUUUUGCAUCAGUUUUGUAUAAUUUGUAUAUCUUUUCAAUUCAAUUCAUUUCAUUUCAUUCAUGUUCCUCUCACUGUGAAACAUCAUCUUCAUAUUCAAUGGCUGCUUCACCUUCUUCAGCACUCAAUUCUCUCUCCUCUCUCUCUUUCCGAUCCUCUUCUUCCUCCUCAUGUUUCUCUCUCCUCCCCACAACCCACAAACUCACAUUCCCACUUACUAAAACCCCAUUCACUCUCUCCACAAUUUCCUUCACCGUCAAAGCAAUUCCCACCUCCGAUGAAUUCGACAUCACCAUCCCAGAAGAAGACCUUCCCUUCAACCCACCGGAAAUCCCGGAAGGCUUCAUUCCACCACCUUCCAUAGACGACGGCCCAGACGAAGACGAAGAUGAAAUCGCCGCCGCAUAUGAAGAGCUAUACGGUGUUGCGUACAGUGGUGUUAGUGUGCUUGGAAAUGAUAUAAAUGUGAUGGAUAAGAAGGCGAGGAAAGAUACCGGAUUCGGUUCGGGUGUAAAGAAGGAAAAGAUAAGAGAUGGGUUGGAAGAAAGAGUUAUUCAAGUUAGGAGGGUUACUAAGGUUGUUAAAGGAGGGAAACAAAUGAGGUUUAGGGCUAUUGUUGUUGUUGGUGAUAAGCAAGGAAGAGUUGGUGUUGGUGUUGGGAAAGCUAAGGAAGUUGUUUCUGCUGUUCAGAAAUCUGCUAUUAAUGCUAGGAGGAAUCUUAUUAGAGUUCCUAUGACUAAGUACUUGACUUUUCCUCAUAGAGCUGAUGGAGAUUAUGGAGCGUCAAAGGUGAUGCUUAGACCCGCUUCUCCUGGUACUGGAGUUAUUGCAGGUGGGUCUGUGAGAAUUGUUCUUGAAAUGGCCGGUGUUGAGAAUGCUUUGGGGAAACAACUAGGAAGUGACAAUGCACUCAACAAUGCCAGAGCAACUAUAGCUGCCGUGCAGAAAAUGAAGCAGUACAGUGAGGUCGCUGAGGAGCGUGGGAUCCCUAUGGAAGAAUUAUGGAAGUAGUGAAUUUUUUGAAGCCAAUGUGAUUUUCAUACGUCAAUCAUUGUGAUGUAGAACUGGUGUUAGUACCUCAGAAAGUGUUCCAACUGUUGUUGUAAGUUUCUUGGAAGUAAACAACUUCAAAAUAUUACUUGUUCAACCUGAAUCACAUUCUUCACUUGCCUGUUUGAUCUGUAUUUAUGACUGUCCAAUUUAUGCUUGGUUUUGAUAAAACUUAGAUCAUGUUCCUUGUAUUUUUGCUUUUAAAUUAUCUAAUUAAAUAAUGAUAUGUUGAUAUGUUUUCGA